AUGCCUACCGUCAUUCUUGGAGGAGGUAUCAUUGGCUCCUCAAUUGCCUACUAUCUCUCUCAAAGCCAACCGCAAGAAGAAAUCCAUGUUAUUGAAUCAGCAUCUGAGCUGUUCUGCUCUGCGUCUGGUUACGCUGCUGGCUUCCUAGCCAAGGAUUGGUUUGCGCCUUCUCUCGCGCCAUUGGGAGAGCUGUCUUUCAACCUACACGAGUCUCUUGCUGCCGAGCACGGUGGAAGGCAGAAAUGGGGUUACAUGAAAGGUGUGGCGCUGAGCUUAGGCUCCGUGAACAACCAAGGAGGUGCUCGUGGCGACGAUUGGCUUCGUGCAGGUACAAGUCGCGCAGAGACAGCCGCAGGCACAAGUCAGUACGGGGAACCUGAGGUCCCAGAUUGGGUGACACGGCAGCAGGGGGCGAAGGUAGAGCAAAUCAGUGAUAAGAAUACCACCGGUCAAGUUGACCCCUUGAGGUUGUGCAGGUUCCUCAUGGACAGCUGCACGUCACGGGGUGUCAAGCUCCACUAUCCAACAAAAGCUUCGUCGCUUGUCAGGAACGAGGCUGGGACCAUCACCGGCGUCAGAAUCGUGGACUUGAACACAAACUCCGAAUCUACUAUCCCCUGUACGAAUCUGGUUGUCUGCGCUGGACCGUGGACACCGCAGGUCUUCCGUGACCUGUUCCCAUUCUCCAAAGUUGCACUUCCUAUAUAUCCACUCGCUGGAUAUUCUUUGGUCCUCCAUUCCCCUAGACAUACUCUGGAACACGAGCAGGAAAAGUAUCAUGGGGAGACGCAUGCGUUGUUCACGACGUGGCCGCCAUCCUGCGGCUUCAGCCCGGAGUUGUUCUCUCGGGAAGGAAGGGAAAUCUACAUUGCAGGAUUGAAUACCAAGACAAUCCCGCUUCCGGAACGAGCGGACGACUCUCAUAAGUCGAUGGACCAAAAGGAGAUGGAUAGAUUGAAGGCGGCGUCCGUUCGCCUGCUUGGAAAACUUGCAGAAGGCAAAACGGAAUCGACCGACGAAACCCCGAACGUCAACGACCUGAAGAUAGUCCGCGAAGGCCUUUGUUUCCGUCCUGCUUCAGAUCGUGGCACACCUUUUGUGGGGAGAAUUGACGACAGCUUGUUGGGCAGCGACAUCAACACCAGCGCAGGAAGCAGGAAGGGUGGAGUGUUUGUUGCUUCAGGUCAUGGCCCUUGGGGAAUCUCACUUGCUCUUGGAACUGGCAAGGUCAUUGCCGAUUUGGUGGAAGGGGUCCAGCCUGCUGUAGAUAUCAGCGGGCUGGGGGUGAGCCGUAGAGGCUUGGAACGUAUAUAG
Messenger RNA from Aspergillus luchuensis, 1314 nucleotides. Its product is annotated as NAD(P)/FAD-dependent oxidoreductase. Lineage: Eukaryota; Fungi; Ascomycota; Eurotiomycetes; Eurotiales; Aspergillaceae. Gene Ontology annotation, molecular function: oxidoreductase activity. Gene Ontology annotation, biological process: retrograde transport, endosome to Golgi. The transcript is spliced from 2 exons. Gene Ontology annotation, cellular component: late endosome; cytoplasm. The coding region runs from base 1 to 1314 and encodes 437 amino acids. The record is from RefSeq and is a predicted model, not a curated record.